Messenger RNA from Amoebophrya sp. A120, 3196 nucleotides. Lineage: Eukaryota; Dinophyceae; Syndiniales; Amoebophryaceae. The record is from the annotation of a GenBank genome assembly.
CCGCCACAACCGCACCCCCCGGAGGGAACCUGGUCGCCGGUACACGCCCGGGUGGAGCACCCCCCGCUCCGAAGGUCCAAUGCGCACGAAGUCAGUCUCUUUUCGCAAACGCUGUCCCAAAAGUGGGGCGUGGUCGCGACACCGGAGGCGGAUGUUGAAGCAGGUCGUGAGGGUAAUGAUAAUUAUAUGAAGACCACUUCUAAACCGCAGGAACAUGAUGAUUUUCGUUUUCCCACUACAAAUCGUGGUGGGAGGACUUCUGCUGCAACGUCCUCUACUGGAGCUGCUGCAGCACCUUCCGAGUGGUUGUUCGCCCAGGAUCCCGGCGUGCCAAAAAACUGGAUGCCGUCGCAGCUAGAGCUCGUCACGGACACCUUGAACUUUGCGCAGCUUCGCCAAAACCUGUUUUAUCAAAAUGCUCGGGUGAACUCAAGGGCGUACUACCACGUCGAUGGCUCGCGAGCAACAGCAACCGUACGGGAGGAAUAUUCAGCAUAUAUGUGCUUUCUGGUCGCAGCAGAGGUUCCAACUCCGCAGGUGAACACGGGAUAUAAUACAAACAUUCUGGAAGAGCUAGCUGAAAUUUUGGAGGAAAAAUUCCUUCUGGAGCAGCUUGGGCAGCAUGCGGCGGAAGUGCAUCCCGACGCAAGAAAUAUCGUAGAAGAUGACGAGGGCCAUAGAACUGCUACCGCCAACGCCGCCCCAGCAGGAUUUGCUUUGCGUGCACACGCUGAACGGAUGCGAAAAAGGUGUCACGAAGCCCACCAGCAGAAGAUCAUUUAGCAGUGCCUCUUUCCUUUCCUCUGCCCGAAAGUGCGUUACCCGGGGCGGCGCUUCUAUCGUGUGCGGAAGCAGCAAAGCCGGGCGGCCGACCGCCUCGGCACAAGUCGUUUCUGCCGCGGCCUCGUCCGCAGCGCGCGGGGAGACCACGGAGAGCGGAAGGGAAGAGAAGCGGGAAGAUCUUGUUCGGUCUUCUGUCCCCGACCGGCUCGAGAGCAGCAGCAGCAGGGAAAUAAACCUACUGAAGCGCGCCAGCUUUGAUUUUGACCUCCUGUAUGCCAAGUCCGGGGGGCUGGGCGACAGCGUGCUGCACCUGACGCAGGUCCAUCUCCACCAAAUGGCCGCUGCAGGAGGUCAUGCAGGGCCAUAUGCAAAUCAGGGCGGGCGGGCCUCGCCAGACAGCGUUUUUCGCCAUUCGAAGUUCGGCUGGCUGCUGCGGCGCAUCCGGGAGGACAAAUUUCACGUUGUACGGGCGCAGGAGCUGGAAAAUCUAGUGCAGCGAAGGUACAAGCAGCAGUAUAGCGCUUCCUCGUCCGGCCACGAUGAUCGCGCGGCAGUAGACAAAGAAAUUGAAGUCGCGAAAAAGUUUUGGGAGGGGCCGCUUGCGGUGCGGAGGAGGAAUCUUCAGAAGGGUCCACCUAAAGGCGGAGGCGCUGCCACCAAGAACCAAGGGGCAAGCCAAGGGCACGAAUCGAUAGUGGUGGUCCCGUCAGAGGUACAAUUGGGUAUCGUCGAUCACGCGCAUAGCAGUAGUUCUUCCUACAACCCAGCCCCCCGAGGAGAGAUGAAUUACAAAGCGGAGCAACAAGAAUUAACAACGCCCCCCGGCGAAACCACGAACACGUCAGCCCCGCCGCUGCCCGAAGAGUUCCGCGCGGCCCUCGACGAAGACCCGCUUUGCCGGCAGUUCAGUUUUCUGCUCCACGCUGUGAACGCCGCGCGCGGCGACACGCCGCUGCACGAGGCGGCGCGGUCGGGGAACUGGGCGGCCCUGCAACUUCUGAUCGGCUUCGACGACCUGAGCACGAUAGAACAACUGGAAGAUGUAAAAAGUGACCCGUCGGGUGCAGCGCGACCAGCGGUGUCGAUCAGUAGUACCGGCCGCUCUGGAAGUACUUCGUUAACAAGAACUCUUGUUCUCGAAGAAAAGCAGCGUGAUCUUCACUUAGAGCAAGCUCCUUCUCGUGAUCACUUAGAAAGUAGAAAUCACGUCGCACGACAGGACGGAGGACACCCGAGACGCGGUGGACCACACGACCGGCGACUGUACGCAGAACCCGACCUGGAAAACCCGUUUUCGGGGUCCAAUCACCCGGAAACGACCCGCUGGGUGUGGCGGCAGCUGCUAUUCAAGAAAAACGCGUUCGGGGAUACGGCCGGAGAUCUGCUGAAACCUCAUGUGACGCGUUCCCGUUUGUUUACGGAAAGGCAACUUCUGAGCCAACUUUCGCGAAUUUUGGAUCAAAAAAGGCCUGACCCAACCUUUGUGAGACUUUGAAGACCUGUAAGUUAUCCUGAGUACUUCUAGACAUUGCAUUUUUUUUUGCACCAUCGCAUGUUGACGUACUGCAUUAUUGGAUGGUGCCCGAUCAUGCUGGACAGAGAACAUAACUCAGAGCUUUAAAUCCUCUUAAUGCGAUUUUUAUUUUGAAGACGUUUUCGCGUACGGAGAAGAGCGAAAACAAAUUGCUAUGAUUUUGAUCAUCAUCGCGUCAUGUCAAAAAUGCGACGUGAUGGUCUCAGUUUUUUGUCAAAAUGCCAGCUCGCCUUGUCUAGCGAACCUCUUUCAUGUUAUACUGUAUGAUGAGCAUUUCUACAAAUUCAUGAGCAUAUUAGAGACAUCACAAAUUCUUGUAUCUAUACCGAGGCACCCGGCGGUAGGAGAAAACCGUAGUGCUUUUGUAGUGAAAAGCGCUGCAAGUGCAAACAGUCAUUGCAGCUUUCUGACGUAGGCUCGAUCGCCAACGGAAAGGGACGAGAGGAUGUAUAUUUUAAUUUCCAAAAAAGCGGAGUAGUUGUAGGUGUGUACCCACCGCGAGAGCGUAUUUGCUGUCAUACUUUGCCGCGCGUGAUCUACUCCUCUUCUUCAAUCGAACCUGAAUGAAAGGCACCAGCAGCGGCGCUGCGUCCGAAUUUAGUAAAAAUGCAAAGAUCGACCAGAAAGUGAGCUCUUUUUGUUUUUGCGCGUUUAAGGAGGACAACUUUUGGACCGAUAAACUUCGGACACAACAACGAAGGUGCGAACAACUUGUCUGCUUUCUCUACAAGUCUUUCGCCCGACGCGUGCUGAAAGGUAACACACCUUCUUGGGUUGUUCGUUUUUAUAGUGCGAUUUAUCUCUCAACAACCACAUCUGCAGGACGGAGAGCAGCAGAGUCGUUAAGUCUUCGGUGCCGAUUUUGCAAAAUGGAGCUUG